UUCACCCGCGACUCAACAGUCCGCGCGGAACGGCCUGCGCACGCGCACGCUUCGAACCCGUCGAUGCGACGAUCGCCCGCGUCGUAAAUACGUGCCCGUUACGAACUGUGUUUCAUAACUGUGAUUGUUUAUUUUUCUAAUUUACACCAUUUCGGACGCACACGGCCAACGACUCUGCAUAGAGAUAACGAACGCAGUCUUCGAUGCCGCCCUUGUUAAGGGUGCGUUCCAUACGAGACGUCAAAUAAAUCGAGUUAAGUCGACGAUGUGACGAACUGGCCACUCCCGCCGACAUCUUCGUUUUACGGCCUAUCGAACGUGUUUCAAAAGUUAUUUAUCAGAGUUAAAAUGGCGUUGUUAUGGUGUGUGGUGGCAUGCGCGCUGACGGUUGCGCAUGCGCAGUCCAAUUAUGGAUCUCAGGCGAACAACAUAGAGUAUCAGGGUGAUCGGCUCCCCGAACAAACUGUACUUGACGGGAAGGUGACAAAACUAGACGACUUGAGUCCAGUGAUCUUCCUGAACAGGACUAAAGCGGUUCUCAACUGCGCUGCCGGCGCUAUGCAGAUCGAGUUAAAGUUUAACGAGAAAUUCUACGGCAUCGCAUACGCGGACUUCGACAGACAUUCGGCAUGUCAGGUGGUCGGCAAGGGCGCGCUCUCUUACAAACUUGAGCUGCCUUUGAAAGGAUGUGGGACGAAACAGGAUCCCCUACGCGUGUUCACAAACAACAUCGUGGUGCGGUUCCACCCGGGGCUGGAGAUGGAUGGUGACGAGGUGAUCACCAUCGUGUGCCGCUACCCGCCGCCCAUCGUCUCCAAGCCUAUUUUCAACCCGCUCAUUUUGCCAGCAGAGAGCGGUCCCCUGCCAGCGAAGGCUCCUCUGGCCGGCACGCACAUCCUGAUGAUAAUCUGCGCGAUCUUGUUCCUGACGAUGCUGCUGCUGGGGCUGGGUGUGUCGUACUUGUGUCUGCGCAGGCGCGCGUUGCCCGCGCCGCGCCGACUCAUCGACGAUUCCUCCGCCUCUAUCAUUAGCAGGGAGAGCAUACAGGAAGUGAAGAUCCCCCGCGCGCACCCCGUGUACCCCGCGGGCGAGGCGGCGAGCGUGGCGUCCGACACCAUCCCGUCGGACUACCCGUCCGAGACGCCGAGCGAGGCCGACGCCGCGCACACCAACCACGCCUUCAUGAUGGACGAGAGCUACCACAGCGAAGGGUACGGGGAGAUGGUGGAGACGAGCGCGUCUAACGGUCGCAUGGUGUCAGGCGCGCCGCCCGCGUUCGACGUGCGCGUGCGCGUGCAGCGCCCGCCCGCGCCGCCCUCGCCGCACUCCACCAUCACGCUCACCGAGACCGAUGGAGGCAGCAUGAGACACACGGUGGAGGAGCAGGCGCGCGGUCAGUCAGUGCGCACGGUGUCGCCGGUGUCGCUGCCGCUGCCGGCGCGCGCGGCGCUGCUCCCGCCGCCCGAGCGCCCGCCGCGCCCCGCGCGCCCCGCACACCACCCCGCACACCCCGCGCUAUACUCGCACGUCGCGAGGGACAAACAGGAGUGGUCUCGGCGCCCGCGGUCCAUCGUCUCGCUCAACACAGAGAUGACGGACACACACUCCGUCACCGAGGUCACGGACGGAUCGCACGCGAGGAUGUUCCAUCUCAAGAAACCCGCGCCGCCCCCGCCGGUGAUGAACGAGCGGCUGGAGACGGAGGAGCACGAGAUGAUGAUGGAGAGCCUCGAGCCGUUGCCCGAGACGCCUAUCAUGCCAGCCAGAAAACCAGAGAUCACAUCUCACGUGGUUGACGACGUGUUCCUGCGCACAAUCACCGAGAAGAAGACUAUUGAAGAUAUCGAGCGUCAUAAGCGCCUUGUGACUGAGUAUAAACAGGUGCCAGCCCCGCCGCCGCAGUUCGACGUGAUGAUCCGCAACCACACCGUGCCGGACGCGCAGUGGGAGAACUUCUCCGACAUCAGCAGCGCCUCCGGACUCACUCUCACGCCCAAGAUGGAGCGCGUGCCCUUCUCACUGCCGCCGCAGAAGAUUAUCGGAAAAGGCGGUCCAGAUCUCUUCUCUCCAGAAUUAAUCAAGCAGACGAGCAACGUGUACCAGCCGCCGUCUCACGGAGACCUGCCACUGCUGCCCGAGUUGCCUCCCGCACGCAACCCUCUGUACCGCGAGGAGGACGACGAGGACGUGCCCGAGCCCACGCCGAUGCCGCCAGUGCCGCCAAACUGGACCGUGCUCACUAGAGUGCUGAAGACCGAAGCGCAGGACGAGGUGCUGUCGGAGUCGGAGCGCAGCGUGCGGCUGACGCGCGCGGAGCGGCUCCGCUGGCGCGCGGUGCUGACGCACGAGAGCGCGCUGCGCCGCGAGCUGGCGCGCUCCGUCACGCGCGAGGAGUUCACGCGCGUCGCCACCGACCGCCGCUUCGCGCAGCUCUACGAGCCGCCCAAGUGGGACGUCAUCAUCCGCAUACUGGCGCCGCCAACAGAUAAACCCAAGAACCGGUACCGCAAGAAGACGGAGUGGGACUCGCGGUCGCGGCGCAGCUCGCUGCCGACGCUGUACGAGUACGACAGUGACGCGGCGUCGCUGCGGGAGCCGCCGCGCUCGCGCCGCUCCUCCUACCGCAGCGACCACGUCGACAUGAGGUCAAUGUCUGAGAUGAUGGUGGACUAUGCGCGGGAGCAAGCUGACACGCACUCGGAGGUGUCGGCGGGUACGCAGCUCGGCCGCUACUACGACGACGACAGCGACACAGAGCAUCCGUUCCACCAGAGCCAGCCGUGGUCGCGUCACUCGCUGCACCGCUCCGUGAGCCAGCCCUCCCUCGCGCGCUCCAACACGGAGGUCGUGGAGCAGUGGACCGCGCCUGAGGGAGACGUCACUCCCACCCCGGGACGCAGGGUCAGAGGUCCUCAAGGUCUUACAACGUUCACAACAUCAGAAGUACGAACAUUCCAAGCGUCUACCAGAGAAUGGCGUCAAUAAAACAUCGAAAUUUAAUACAAUUAUAAAGUAAACCUGAAGUAGUUCGCUCGGGUGCCGCUAGAUGGCGGUAAAAUAAAUUUGUAACAAAUUUACAAAAUAUUUGAAUUGACGCGAAUGCUCAAGAUAUUGAAGUGAUAUUUUCACUGCCUUAUGAAGUUAUUUCAUAUGUUUCGUGUUGACGGCAAUCUCGUAAUAUCUUGUGACUAAUAUUAAGCGAUUUAGACGAAACAAUUUACUUCAACUUUUGCUUUUAUACAUGCCGUCUUUACCAUUAUUAUAUGAAAAUAUAUAAUAAUAUUAAUUUAGUUCAAAAUAUUUUCAAUAGAAUUUAACGACUAACAUUGUGCCAAAAUAAUUUUCUAAAUAUCGCUUCUUAACACUGGUUUUCAAGUUUUAAAUUUAUUUUAAGCUUUUUUUCUGGAAAUGCGAAAAUGGCGUGUAAAGUAUAAAUAAUUCGUUACCACCUCGUAUAAAGUAGUCGAUUGUAUCGAUAAUCGAAUAGUAAGAUUGUUUUAACGCUUUUCGGCAUCAUUACUUUCAUUUUAUUAAAAACACUUUUGCGUGAACACGUAGAGUUAUACCUACCUAUAAUAUGUACUCACUUAAUUAUGAUUUUUUAGGAAUUUCAUAUUUCUACUAUUACUUUUAUGUUUAAUAAAAUCAACGCGUUCCACCUUAAAAAUAAAGGUACAACGGAUGAUUUUUUUAAAUAUUAAAAUAAAAUCUAAAUAAAUAUCCGGCAGUUUACGCAAAACUGUUAAUUAGUUGUAAAUAUAAUUAAUGUUAAGCGAGUGAGUAUUAGCCUAGCAGUCGUGGCAAGGUCGUCGGCGCCGUUGCCUCCAUUGCUACGCCGAGCGGGACACACGGCAAA
Molecule: messenger RNA, 3856 nt
Organism: Manduca sexta (tobacco hornworm)
Lineage: Eukaryota; Metazoa; Arthropoda; Insecta; Lepidoptera; Sphingidae
Gene: pot
Exons: 21
Coding region: 349-2985 (878 amino acids)
Source: RefSeq, a predicted model, not a curated record